GUGGGUGCCGGAACGCAGACCCGAUGCGCGUGCCGGAGCUGGCGCAGGGGAUCCGAACUGGCGAGUUCAAGUCACCUGGGAUGGCAAGUGCUGCCAGGAGCGCGCCGGUGCGAGUCGCCGCAGCCUGCAGCCAGCUGCUGUUGCCGCCGCCGCUCGGUCGUGGGCUAGCGCGCAGGAAAACAGAAGUGUCAGCGGAGGACUAUAAGUGCUAUGUGAUUGGACGAAGGUGGCCACAGAAUUUCACCUGCCCAGCACAUAUUCUCUCAUCCUCUCCUCCUCUGCCUUCCUUGGGAGGGAGAAAUCAGAAGGAGUGGGGAUGCAGUUCAGAGAGCAGAGGAGAAGAGAAGAAAAGAAGGAAGAAGGAAGAGGACUAGGGUUGGGUGGGGGGAGGACACCAAUGGGAAGAGGGACAGAUCAACUCUAUACACAAAAGUAAAUCAAAACACCAAAAACAGGGGUCUACGUAAAGAAGCCUCUUCCCGUGAAUUGCUCAUUGCAUAGCUGCAGGGAGGCUGUUUAGGGGCAUAGAGAAUGAAAACAUACCUGUAUUUUGGUGUAGGGAAAUUGUUUCUGUCAGUUCACACCGUCCACACGCCACCUCCCACCCCAACCCUGCCACUACCAAAUUCCUCUAAAUAAAAAUAAUUAUGAGAUACAGGCCAACAAAAACGUCAGCGUUAGGCUGUUAUUUAGAGAGAAUUGGAAAGCGUUUGGAUGUGUCCCUGUUGUUUAAUAAAUGAUAACAAUGAUUA
Molecule: messenger RNA, 752 nt
Organism: Pongo pygmaeus (Bornean orangutan)
Lineage: Eukaryota; Metazoa; Chordata; Mammalia; Primates; Hominidae
Exons: 3
Coding region: 24-374 (116 amino acids)
Source: RefSeq, a predicted model, not a curated record